AUGCCGUCCACCCACAAUGUCCCAACCAACCCAUCGCUCAGCUCAGCUCAGCGCGGUGAUGGUUUCAAGGAUCUCGCCUACGCCGCUUUGGUCGUACCAUCCCUGGUGGCCAUCUCCAGAGGGUCGGUUUGGUGCCAAGUUGGGUUGUGGAGCACCAACACCAUUCAAGCUUGCGGGCGGCAGGGUAAGCUUGCGGGCGACAGGGCAUAA
This is a messenger RNA of Pyricularia oryzae 70-15, 210 nucleotides long. RefSeq lists its product as uncharacterized. The transcript is spliced from 3 exons. The record is from RefSeq and is a predicted model, not a curated record. The coding region runs from base 1 to 210 and encodes 69 amino acids. NCBI's taxonomy places the organism in Eukaryota, Fungi, Ascomycota, Sordariomycetes, Magnaporthales, Pyriculariaceae.